Molecule: messenger RNA, 1491 nt
Organism: Caenorhabditis remanei
Lineage: Eukaryota; Metazoa; Nematoda; Chromadorea; Rhabditida; Rhabditidae
Exons: 5
Coding region: 1-1491 (496 amino acids)
Biological process (GO): protein dephosphorylation
Molecular function (GO): protein tyrosine phosphatase activity
Source: RefSeq, a predicted model, not a curated record
AUGAGUUCCGAGAAGCAAAACAAAGAUAUUACUCUUCAAACCCAAGAAGAAGGAGCAAAAACAUUUCAACUCGACAAAACACAAUUAGACGAAAUUCCUGAAGAAAAGAAAUCUGAACGCUCUCAAAACUGUGCUACGUGGAGUCAGAAUCUUUUGAAAUCAAAGAAAUUUAGUAAGAUGACACAAGAAUAUCGGGAUAAUAAAGAGUUCAAGCCGAAUGUUUCGACUACUGUCUCCGAAAAUAGAAUGGACAAAAAUCGCUACAACCACAUACUUUGUGCCGACGAGAAUCGUGUCGUACUGAAAGAACGUGACCCAUCGAACGACUACAUCCACGCAUCCUGGAUGAAAAUGCCUGAUGGAGUUCAAUUCAUUUCGACUCAAGGACCAAUUAAAGAGACAAUUGCUGACUUCUGGCACAUGGUUUACACGGAAAAGUGUUCGGCGAUAGUGAUGUUGUGUCAGUAUACUGAGGAUGAAAAGGAGAAAUGUCACAAGUAUUACUCGAGAAACUCGGAGAAACUUUACGGAGAUUACAAGGUGAAAGUAAUGAAAUGUUGGGAUGAUGUGUUCAAACCGGUCAAACUCACCAUCAUUGAGAUACAGAAAAAAAACAGUCCUAUCACUCACCGGGUUCGUCACUACUGGUAUUACGACUGGCGAGAUCAAGUGGCUCCACUUGACACUGCUCCGUUAAGGAAGUUGUAUAAGGCUGUUCUGGAGAAGAGUGACUCUAAACCAAUAGUAGUCCACUGCUCUGCGGGUGUCGGUCGUACUGCUACAUUUAUCGGAAUCCAUUUGGCAUAUGUCAUGAUUCGAGAGAGUCCUGCCGUUGAAAUGGUCGAUGUUAUGAAAAGACUUCGAAAAAUGAGAUUAGGAGCCAUCCAGUCUCAACUUCAAUAUGUGUUUCUGAUCAUGUGUCUUCUUGGAAUAUUCAUUGAAGAGAAAGUAUACAGGCCGGAUAAAUUAUACGAAGGAUUUCAGCAAAGGUAUUCUGAUGUGACACGGAAAGUGACGAAAGCCAUCAUGGAGGAAGAAAAACAGAAGCAGGAUCAACAGAAAAAGGAAGAGGAAAGAGAAGAAAAAGAAAGAGAAAAGGAGAAGGAAUGGGAAAAAAAUCGAGAUAGAGAAAGAGAAAAAGCGAAAGAAAAGAGGGAUGACAAGAAGGAUGAUAGGGAAGCACCGGCAUUGAGAGAAGACAAAAGGAGAGAGAAGAAUCUGGAGUCUCCGUCGAAACCGCUGUUGAGAAGAGAUCCUCCAUCUCGUCCAAGUCGGAAACUUCCAAACACUGGAGAGGAGAAAACUUCAAGAGACAACGGUUCGAAAUAUGAAAAUUCGUUAGCUGAGGAAAGAUCAAGGAACAAACAGAAGAGUGUCUACGUGAAAUGGCCACUUUCAUCGAAAGAGAAACGGAGUAAGCACGAAAGACAGAAACCGAAACUGACGAAGAAUACGAAUAGAAAGAAAAAGAGACCUACUUCCAAUCACUGA